Helobdella robusta is the source of this 1242-nucleotide messenger RNA. RefSeq lists its product as hypothetical. The transcript has 6 exons. Lineage: Eukaryota; Metazoa; Annelida; Clitellata; Rhynchobdellida; Glossiphoniidae. The record is from RefSeq and is a predicted model, not a curated record. The coding region runs from base 1 to 1242 and encodes 413 amino acids.
AUGCACCAGCCACUUGUCAACGCUCGCUCAUCUCUGCUCCUGCUUUUAUUCCUGUUUUACAUUUUCUGCAACAACAACAUAAUGUUUCAAACUAAUACAGUCGGCAAACAUGUAAAAAACGGCACAUUUUUGCCUAACAAAAAUAUCAAGAAGUACAAAAAUUUCGGAAACAGCAGUUACGACGGAAGUUACAUUAAUGUUAUUCUUAACAAUAUUGGAUACAUAAGGGAAGAAAUUACUUUUCACGCUGAACGAACGACUGCAAAGAAAUACUCAUACAAAGGACCAAACAAUUUAUGCAACAGCAACUAUCAAAACAACAACAUCAUCGACAACAACAUCAACAACAACAUUAUCAUCAACAACAACAGAAUCACCAGCAGCUACGUCAACUACAGCAACAAAAACAACUUAUACAAAAGAAUAAACUACAACAGCAACAAAAACAAUUGCAUCAUAUCUACAAACAUCUUCAAUCAUCUUCUAAUUUACGACAACGUUUUCGUCGUGGCUCACUUCAACAAAACUGCACCGCUGCAGCUACAAAAAAAUGAUCUCCACAAAAAACAGAAAAGACAUAAAAACAAACGAAGCCACAACAACAUCUUCAACAACUACAACUACUACUACAACGGCAACAGCAACUACUACAGCAGCAACAAAAACGUCAGAUCUUUGAACUGUCCGUGGAAAAUUAAAGCAUCAACGGGUCAACAAAUAACAUUGAAAAUUAUUUUCAUGGAACAAACUGUUGUUUCGGACCACACCAUCAACCAAACAACUACCACCACCACCAACAACAACAACAACGUCAACAAUAUCGACGGCCUGACGAGCAUUACUACCAACCACAACAACUACAACUUAUGGACUAGCUACCGGCCAAAACGAUGCGGCUCUUACCUUUACGUCAGAGAUGUUGGUAUAAAUUUCAGGAAGAUUUCUCUCUGCGGGGAUGAAACGACGAGGGAGCGCCCCCUUUUAACCUCGUCCAGCAAUGAACUUUUAAUGUACUUGCAAGAUAAUGAUGAAGAUGAUGAUGCUGAUGAAGUAAAUAAUGUCGGACAUCGUGAAAGCAGCAAAGAUGAUGAUAGCGACGACGGUGACGACGAUGAUUUUGAUCGCGAUGACGUCAUUGUUGUGCAGAAAGUUCUUAUCUCAUACGAAGCGCCUGCUGCUUUUAAGAAUUCCCACAAAGUCGCUGAUCACGAAGAAUGGCCAUCGAAUUUGCCAGAUGCUUAG